Molecule: messenger RNA, 661 nt
Organism: Paramecium pentaurelia
Lineage: Eukaryota; Ciliophora; Oligohymenophorea; Peniculida; Parameciidae
Source: the annotation of a GenBank genome assembly
AUGUUGAAAUUAAACUAAUUAAAUGAACACUUAGAUUUAAACAUUAAGCCUAACAUCGCAGAAAAUAACAUGAGGGAUAGUACAUCUGAAGUGAGUAAUUCAAAUGUUUGCUUAAAUUUAUCCAUCUAACACUAGAUUACACAAGAAUCAUAAACAUAACAGUUUUUAUAAAGUCAAUAAACCACAUAAAGAAGCCCUUUAUAAAAUACUGAUGGACUAAUUUAUUCAAACCAUGAGCUUCUUCAAGGUGAAAUAAAUCAGUUUAGUUCUCUAGAAGAUUUAUCAUCAAAAUUAAAUAAUUAUAUCGAUUCAUAUCUAUAAGAAUUGAGAUAACCUUAGUAGUUUUUAGAAUAACUUUCUUUAAACUAAUCUGAAAGUUAUGAAGAAGACUCUUCAGAAAGUCUUUGUUAAAGAAUUUAUUCGGUAUAUUUUAACAUUUAAAUUUUAGAAAUUUGUAUCUUAGUUAAACUUAUCAGUCAUUUAAUCAUAUGACUAAAUUUCUAGUAUAGAUGAGUAAAACAAAGACGCAACACCAUUAUCACUCUCCACUCCUAUAUUGAAACAGAAUGUUGAAAUUCCUCCUGAAAAAAGCGGAUCAAAACAAUUAUUUUUUUAGGAUCACAUUCAUUUAACUUACAGCUAUCCUUUAAGUUAGGCAUGA